CUGCUUCUCUUCUUUCUUCCCGCUGCAGCCGGCAAGGAACCCAGCGCCAAGCCGACACACCUCCCCUUGAGGAAACCGGUAGGAAGCUUGGAUUUUCCCCUUCCUUUCUUGCUCUAGAACACAUCUAGAACCCAGAAUUUCUCCCCUCUGCAGAGAAGAAUCCGGAUCUGCUCUGCUUGUCCGUCCGUUGCUGCUGCUAGGCCCGAAAUUCUGGGCAUUUUUCUGAUUUUGGGUGAACCCGUGAGCUUUCCCUGCAGAUUUGCCGCCGGCUUUUCCCCCAACCAAGCUCGGUUUCUGCAGUCCGGUUGUGCUAGGAAAAUUAUGGUUUUCGAUUGUUCUGUCAGUUAGCACUGAGAUCGAGUCUUCGGUUUUAUGCAAGUGAGGAAACGAAAUCGAGGACAGGGAACCACGGGAAGUGACGAGUUAAAAGGCUAGUCAUAUUGUAAUUGGAUAUGAAAUUUUAGAAAUAAAUCAUGAUCUUGUAAUUGGAGAUUUUAAUUGGAGAUUUUAUGAUAUCAGAGAGAAUUUUAUAAUUUGAUCUUCAGAUUUUGGUGAAGACAAUAACGCAUGGCCAAAUUUGCUUCAACUUUGAUUAAGUAAAAUUUAAUUACUUAGAGUAAUGAACAGGGGUAAGUACAGGAAGAAAACUUGGACAACCACCAAAGACUUGGUAAGUCUUUCACCUUUCACCUGCCUCCUGAAGAAAGAGACAAAACACCACAGACCACUUCAAUUCUUAUGCUUAUAAAUACACAUGUUUCCGUGAGAGGCUUCUCAUCCCUCACAAAGAAACUUAAAAGAAUUUAAGGUGGCAGUAGCCUUAUAACAAUGAAAAGUGCUUAUUUCCUUGUAGCUUUUGCCCUCUUGGCUCUUGCUUCCUCCUUUGCCUCUGCAGAUGACCCCAGCCCUCUCCAGGACUUCUGCGUAGCCAUCAAUGACACCAAGACUGGUGGCAUGUCCUCCUUUUUCGACAUUGCAUUUUCUAGAAACUUCAUUAAAAAGUGUACUAUAUAUUUUUUGGUUGGCAUUUACACUAUAUAUUUUGGUUGGCAUUCUUUCCAAUAACACGUCUUUGGUGCACUGUUUGUCAAUGGGAAGUUUUGCAAGGACCCAAAGCUUGUAGCAAGCGACUUCUUCGUUUCAGGGUUUGACAAGCCAGGAAACACAUCCAGUGCGGUUGGAUCUGCUGUCACUCAGGCAUUCGUUGAACAACUUCCAGGCCUUAACACUCUUGGUGUAUCCCUAGUUCACAUUGAUUUUGCACUGAAUGGUGGUCUUAAUCCUCCCCACACUCAUCCUCGUGGAACUGAGAUUCUAGUAGUCCAAGAAGGCACCCUAUUUGUCAGCUUCGUCUCAUCUAAUCAGGAUGGUAACCGUCUCUUCACCAAAGUGCUGAACAAGGGAGAUGUAUUUGUUUUCCCUAUUGGUUUGAUUCACUUCCAGCCCAACAUAGGGGAAACUCCUGCUGUUGCCUUUUCU
Rubroshorea leprosula is the source of this 1479-nucleotide messenger RNA. The record is from the annotation of a GenBank genome assembly. Lineage: Eukaryota; Viridiplantae; Streptophyta; Magnoliopsida; Malvales; Dipterocarpaceae.